Molecule: messenger RNA, 1276 nt
Organism: Durio zibethinus
Lineage: Eukaryota; Viridiplantae; Streptophyta; Magnoliopsida; Malvales; Malvaceae
Product: DNA damage-repair/toleration protein DRT102-like
Biological process (GO): carbohydrate metabolic process
Molecular function (GO): isomerase activity
Source: RefSeq, a predicted model, not a curated record
CCAUUUGCCAUCUACGUUUCAACGUGUUUAUCAAGAAUUCCAUUGAUUCCCACUCUUAACAGCCACUUAUUCCUCACUCCUUUGCUUUCUUCCUGAGCUCACUUCACUUCCUCUCUUCCCCCACCACAGCACCAUGGCUGAUUCCGCCACCACGCCUCCACCCUCUCUGAAAAUCAUCGCCGGAGCAGACUCCUUCGGAGCCGAGCUAAAAGACGCGAUGUUAUCCCACCUCCGCUCCCUCAACAUCGAAGUCGAAGACCUCGGCACCACCUCUUACUACAACAUCGGCGCCGAAGUUGGCCGCCGAGUGUCCUCCUCCACCACUUCCCCCGCCGUUGAAACCCGUGGCCUUCUCGCUUGUGGAACGGGCGUCGGAGUCGGGAUCUUCGCCAACAAAUUCCCCGGCGUGUUCGCCACCACAUGUCUCACUCCGGACGAGGCCCGCAACAACCGCUCUAUUAAUAACUGCAACGUCUUGGCACUGUCCGGCAUGUCAACAUCUAUAGAUACCGCCAAGGAAAUCGUCGACACGUGGCUCAACACCACUUUUAAAUCGCCGUGUCCGGCCUCUAAGUCUCAGCCUUGGCCCGAGGAAAUCUCGAAAUUUUUCGAUGAAUCGAUGACUGAGAUGCCAAAAAUCGGUACUUCUGAAAAAACCCAAGCUGAAUCUUGUGCUAUUUGUUGUUUGGUUAAGAACAGGGAGUUGAAUCCAAUCGAUAUAAUCCCCGGUGGGUCGAUGAAGAUAUUGAGAGAAAGUCCCACAUCGGCUAUUGUUAGAUUCAAAGCUGGGAGCGUAGAGCCAGCCCAUCACCAUACUUUUGGGCAUUGUUUGGUGGUGAUGGAAGGGAAAAAAAGUGUUUGGAAUCUGACUAAAAAGGAAAAAUAUGAUUUGGAUAUUGGGGAUUAUUUGUUUACUCCAGCUGGGGAUGUUCAUAGAGUGAAAUACUAUGAAGAUACUGAGUUUUUCAUCAAAUGGGAUGGGAAGUGGGAUAUGUUCUUUGAUGAAGAUCUUGAGACUGCUAAAACCGCUGUUGAGAAAGAAUUGGCUAAUGGAUCUGCUUGAAAGAAUAGAGCUUUCCUUCUGCGAUCUUUGAUAGAUGGGAUGUAAUCUAUUUCAUGUUGUUCCUGUGUUUGAUGCUAAAGUUUUGUGUAGAAGGAUGAGUUUGUAUUGUUGUAUAAUACCCGAACUUGUUGUGUAUGAACAAUAAAGUUGAUGGUUUUAUAUAUCAAGAUUGCUACUUCAGUUAUAAGUUACUGCCAUUACUUGAUUAUUUCU